Molecule: messenger RNA, 825 nt
Organism: Pieris macdunnoughi
Lineage: Eukaryota; Metazoa; Arthropoda; Insecta; Lepidoptera; Pieridae
Source: the annotation of a GenBank genome assembly
AUGAAACAAUUGAAAAAUGUAAAAAAAAAAGUGUUAAACAAGGAAACGGCUAAUAAAAAAGUAAAACCAUUCAAUAAAAACACAGACAAUACAACUAAUGAGACACCAAACAUAAUAUUAGUGAAUAUAACAAUGGAAGACUUUAUGAGAGAACGUGAAGAAAUGGCAAAGAAAAAUCUUUACAUGGAUGCCAAGUAUAAAUGCAAGGAUUGUAUAAAAAGAUUCAUAUAUAAGGAAAUAUAUAAUGAACAUAUGAAACUGCAUUUAGAGAGUAAUGGUAAAUACAUGUGUGAAAUUUGCAAGCAAAGAAUGGAUUCAGUAGAAAAAUUAGCGAGGCACAAGAAAAAGCAUUUAAUUCGUUAUAAAUGUCAGGAAUGCGGAAUAAUAAGGAAUAAUCAAAGCACAAUAAAGGAUCAUUAUACAUCAGUUCAUAAUAAGCAAAACGUUCCCUACCAAUGUCCGGACUGUUCUAGAGAGUUCUUAACCAAUGGAGCCCUUCGCAGACACAAAUAUUAUAGACAUAAAAAGAAUAGAAUUACCUGCGAUAUUUGCUUGAAGUCAUACGUCACCAAAUACUAUUUGAGGACACACAUUCAAUUACAACAUUCGGGAGAUAAUCAAUGGCAGGAGUCCCGAUGCAAAUACAAGUGUGAGGAAUGUGGUAAGGCGUUCUCGUCCCCGUCUCAACUUAAACACCAUAUGAUAAAGCACUCUGACACGAGGAGCUUUUAUUGCGUUGAGUGUAAUAAAACGUUCAAAACCGAGAUAUCUUUAAAUCAACAUUUAAAAAGGCUGCCUCACGUCAAAUACUCGGAAUUACCGUGA